Messenger RNA from Coregonus sp. 'balchen', 5718 nucleotides. The record is from the annotation of a GenBank genome assembly. Lineage: Eukaryota; Metazoa; Chordata; Actinopteri; Salmoniformes; Salmonidae.
CCCUGCGAUGUUAGAAGAGAGCCAGGAUGGUAUGGACAGUGGUAGCCUGACUCCUGGCCCAGGUUCAGCUCGACAGGUCUGCAUUCAGCGCCACCCCAGCCAAGGCUUCGGAUUCAUAGCAGGCAGCCAGAGACCAGUCAUCAUACGCUCCGUCUCUGCAGGUAGGGUGGGAUCUGUGUGUGUGUAUGUGUGAGUGUGUGUGAGUGAGUGUGUGUGUGUGUGUGUGUGUGUGUGUGUGUGUGUGUGUGUGUGUGUAUGUGUGUGUGUGUGUGUGUGUAUGUGUGUGUGUAUGAGAGAGAGCGAGAAAGCAAGAGAUAGAUAGAGAGAUGAUAUAUGAGUGUUGUCAGUUUGAUGUCUUUGUCUGUGUGUCCGUCCGUUACUCAUAGACUAAGCAUUCCUCUGUCUGUGUGUGUAUGCUGUCCCCAGACGGCCCCUCCAUCGGCAAGCUUCUCCCUGGAGACCAGAUCCUGGCCAUCAAUGAGGAGGUGGUGAGCGAGGCUCCCCGGGAGAGAGUCAUAGACCUUGUAAGGUAACAUCCUUUAUAUCACCACAGGGGGGGGGGUCAAGGGGCGGUGGGUUUGGCGAGGAAGGUUUGGGGGGGGCUUUGGUGGGAACGUUUUUCUAAGCUCCUUCAAUGUGUGAACUCUCACAACACAUAAGAGCAGAAUAUCUGCAGUAAAUUAAGCAGCAGCAGUACAGCGGUGAUCGCUCUGUGUGUUUGAAGGCAGUAAAUGCAGCAGCAGUACAAUCAAUUUCAAUCCAUUUUAUUUUAUAUAGCCCUUCUUACAUCAGCUAAUAUCUCGAAGUGCUGUACAGAAACCCAGCCUAAAACCCCAAACAGCUAGUAAUGCAGGUGUAGAAGCACGGUGGCUAGGAAAAACUCCCUAGAAAGGCGAAAACCUAGGAAGAAACCUAGAGAGGAACCAGGCUAUGAGGGGUGGCCAGUCCUCUUCUGGCUGUGCCGGGUGGAGAUUAUAACAGAACCAUGCCAAGAUGUUCAAAAAUGUUCAUAAGUGACAAGCAUGGUCAAAUAAUAAUCAGGAAUAAAUCUCAGUUGGCUUUUCAUAGCCGAUCAUUAAGAGUUUGAAAACAGCAGGUCUGGGACAGGUAGGGGUUCCAUAACCGCAGGCAGAACAGUUUAAACUGGAAUAGCAGCAAGGCCAGGCGGACUGGGGACAGCAAGGAGUCACCACGGCCGGUAGUCCCGACGUAUGGUCCUAGGGCUCAGGUCUCUCAGUUGGCUUUUCAUAGCCGAUCAUUAAGAGUUGAAAACAGCAGGUCUGGGACAGGUAGGGGUUUCGUAGCCGCAGGCAGAACAGUUGAAACUGGAAUAGCAGCAAGGCCAGGCGGACUGGGGACAGCAAGGUGUCAUCAUGCCCGGUAGUCCUGACGUAUGGUCCUAGGGCUCAGGUUCUCGGAGAGAAAGAGAGAACGAGAGAAUUAGAGAGAGCAUACUUAAAUUCACACAGGACACUGGAUAAGACAGGAGAAGUACUCCAGGUAUAACCAACUAACCCCAGCCCCCCGACACAUAAACUACUGCAGCAUAAAUACUGGAGGCUGAGACAGGAGCGGUCCGGAGACACUGUGGCCCCAUCCGAAGAAACCCCCGGACAGGGCCAAACAGGAAGGAUAUAACCCCACCCACUCCGCCAAAGCACAGCCCCCGCACCACUAGAGGGAUAUCCCCAACCACCAACUUACAAUCCUGAGACAAGGCCGAGUAUAGCCCACAGAGGUCUCCACCACAGCACAAACCAAGGGGGGGGGGGGCGCCAACCCAGUACAGAGGUGAUCGCUCUGUGUGUUUGAAGGCAGUAAAUGCAGCAGCAGUACAGCGGUGAUCGCUCUGUGUGUUUGAAGGCAGUAAAUGCAGCUGCAGUACAGCGGUGAUCGCUCUGUGUGUUUGAAGGCAGUAAAUGCAGCAGCAGUACAGCGGUGAUCACUCUGUGUGUUUGAAGGCUGAAGUCAUGGAGAAAUAGUCCAUCUGUAAGCCUCACAUGUUCCAUAGAAACAUAAUGAGACAGAUGAGUAAUUGAAUCACAGAGAACAGAGAGGAGGUCUAGCAGGUAAAAACAGAACAGUUUCUUCCAAUGCCACAGCUCUAGUGUUACCUAACCCACUCCACACUCCUCUCUCCUCUCCUGUCCUCUCUAUAGACGCUGCAAAGACUCCAUAGUUCUCACUGUGCUGCAGCCUCACCAGGUAACAAUACACAGCUUUCGCUCACCGUUUCCCUCUCACCCCUUUCUCCUUGAAGUUCUCAAGCUCUAUCUGUAUCUCUUUAUCCCUCCAUGUCUCCUCUCUCUCUGUCUCCCUCUCUCUGUCUCCCUCUCUCACACACACAAAGCAACAACACAUCCAGUUCUCUCUCUCAUUCUCUGUCUCAUUCUCAUCUCUCUCUCUCUCUCUCUCUCUCUCUCUCUCUCUCUCUCUCUCUCUCUCUCUCUCUCUCUCUCUCUCUCCUCUCCUCUCUCUCUCUCUCCUCAUCUCUCCUCUCUCCGUCUCUCUCUCUCUCUCUCUCUCUCUCUCUCUCCUUCAUUCUCGCUCUCCCUCAUCCUCUCUAUCUCCUUCAUUCUCUCUCCCUCGUUCUCUCUCUCCCUCAUUCUCUCUCUCUCCCUCAUUCUCCCCCUCUCUCAUUCUCUCUCCUUCAUUCUCUCUCUCUCUAUUUUUACUGUGUGUCAUGUGAUUGUCAGUAAGUACUCUUCACACACACUAAAAACAAAUGGUUUUAUAUACUGCCAAAUAAGGGUUAUUUGGCUUGUAACCAUAGCUGAACCCUUUUGGUGCUAUAUGGAUUUCAAGGUUCUAGAAAGAACCAUGCUCAUAAGGUUCUAAAUGGAACAUGUAUGGUGCUAUAUAAAGAACUAUUUUCGAAGGUUCUAUAAAGAACCAUAAAAAAAAAGGUUGUACUGUAUAUAGCACCAAAAAAGGGUUCCGCUAUGGUUACAAUCCUUUCUUGGGCUAUAUAGAAACCUUUUUUAUGGUUCUUUAUAGAACCUUUAUGGAGAACGGAGCUAAACUGAGUGUACAAAAUAUUAGGAACACCCCCUUUUGCGCUCAGAACAGCCUCAAUUCAUCAGGGCAUGGACUCUCCAAGGUGUUGAAAGUAUUCCACAGGGAUAGUGGCCCAUGUUGAUCCCAAUGGUUCCCACAGUUGUGUCAAGUUGCCGUGAAAAAUCCAGCAGCAUUACAGUUCUUGACACAGGCACUUACAUCUUUUGUCUUGCCCAUUCCCCCUCUGAAUGGCACACACACAAUCAUGUCUCAAUUGUCUCAAGGCUUAAAAAUCCUUCUUCAACCUGUCUCCUCUCCUUCAUCUACACUGAUUGAAGUGUAUUUAACAAGUGACAUCAAUAAGGGAUCAUAGCUUUCACCUGGUCAGUCUAUGUCAUGGAAAGAGCCAUACGUAUCAUACCUGCUUUAAUAGCCAUAUUAUAUUGUUAAAAUUCCAUAGGUUGUACUGUGUUUAUCGACAAGUUGAAUGGCUGGGGUUCCCUGAAGAGAGACUUGAGAACUACUGACUUAGUCAACCGUUCUCAAUUGACACAAGGCCAUACGUGAGUCUUUCACAAGACACCGUCACUGGCCAUAGUCAUACACAACAUGUACUAGCAUAACACAACAGAUUAGAUCAACUGGAAUGACACUCUCACUCACAGUUGCACAAAAAGAGCUGUGAACAAACCACUCCCCAAUAUAUUCGAAUGAGCUGCCGCCCGUAAAUUCAGUGGUGGAAAAGUAACCAAUUGCCAUACUUGAGUAAAAGUAAAGAUACCCUAAUAGAAAAUGACUCAAGUAAAAGUGAAAGUCUAAAGUAAAUUACUACUUGAAUAAAAGUCUAAAAGUAUUUGGUUUUACAUAUACUUAAGUAUCAAAACUAAAUGUAAUUGCUAAAAUAUACUUAACUAUCAAAAGUUAAAGUAUAAAUCCUUUCAAAUACCUUAUAUUAAGCAAACCAGAUGGCAUCAAUAGAUUUUUUAGUUAGGGAUAGCUAGGGGCACACUCCAACACUCAUAGAACACUCAUAGAACCAUAAUUUACAAACAAAGCAUUUGUUUUUAGUGAGUCCACCAGCUCAGAGGCAAUAGGAAUAACCAGGGAUGUUCUCUUGAUAAGUGUGCGAAUUGGACCAUUUUCCUGUCCUGCUAAGCAUUCAAAAUGUAAUGAGUACUUCUUCAGGGAAAAUGUAUGUAGUAAAAAGUACAUUAUUUUCUUUAGGAAUGUAGUGAAGUAAAAGUAGUCAAAAAUAUAAAUAGUAAAGUACGGUACAGAUACCCCAAAAAACGACUUAAGUAGUACUUUAAAGUAUUUUUACUUAAGUACUUUACACCACUGCAUACAUUUUAAUUAUCACUAAAAGAGGAAUUAACCCUUUUUUGAACUGCAAAGAACCAUUGGGCUCAAAGGGUUAUUUGGGUCAGUAUGGUUCCACAUAGAACCAUAACACUUCCCAAAGAACCCUUGAGGAACCCUCAUGUUUUAGUGUGCUGUGCUACUGAACACAAUCACCUCUAUAGGUUACAUGGCUACUGUUAGGAUUUCUCGUCUCAACAGUCUGUUUCAAAAGCACUGUUUUAUGCCCAAACACGUAUCAGUUAUUUUGUUGCCUUCGUGAUUACAGACUCAUGCUCAGCCAGUCAUGUAAUGAAACGUUCAUGGAAAACGUCCCAAUUAUUUAACCAUCUAACUAAAUCAAGUUUUUGCCGAACAUAACAAAAUGGUUUCAAAACAUAAAAUCAAAUGAAAACUUUUCUCAUUUGUUUAAUUUGAUUGUUAAUGCAGUGAAUAAACCCUAAAUGUCUUCUAAGCUAUGGAGACAGACAGAGAUGCUGUUUUUUCUUUCCUAUCUUCUCUUCCAGUCACCUGUUUCCUCUCUUCUCUUCCAGUCACCUCUUCCCUCUCUUCUCUUCCAGUCACCUGUUUCCUCUCUUCUCUUCCAGUCACCUGUUUCCUCUCUUCUCUUCCAGUCACCUCUUCCCUCUCUUCUCUUCCAGUCACCUGUUUCCUCUCUUCUCUUCCAGUCACCUCUUCCCUCUCUUCUCUUCCAGUCACCUGUUUCCUCUCUUCUCUUCCAGUCACCUCUUUCCUCUCUUCUCUUCCAGUCACCUGUUUCCUCUCUUCUCUUCCAGUCACCUGUUUCCUCUCUUCUCUUCCAGUCACCUAAGUCAGCCUUUAUAAGUGCAGCUAAGAAGGCCCAUCUGAGAACCAACCCGCCCAAAGUGCGCUUUUCAGAACAAGUGUCCUUCAGUGACCCAGACUCAGUAAGUACCACUCCGCUGGUGAUCCUUCUCUCACACCUGCAGUCUUGUUUCUAUCUCUCUCUCCAUGUCUGUCUUCCUCUCUGUCCUUCUCACUUUCUCAAUAGUUAAUACGCUCUCUAUUUUUCUCUAACACAAUUUCUCUCACUAUUCAGUCUUUCUCCACGUCCCUCUAAAACAUUCUCCUCUGUUUAUUCUCUCUUUACCCUGGGCCUGGGCCUGUCUCCCCGGCUGAUUAAACAUGGCCGUUCUCCUCUGUUUAUUCUCUCUUUACCCUGGGCCUGGGCCUGUCUCCCCGGCUGAUUAAACAUGGCCGAACAUCCUCUUCCUCUCCAUCACCGUGUUUGUAUUUUGGGUAGCUGACUACCUGCACCAUACAAAACAGCCUUGGGUCCAACACAGUGUAGCUUUUCGACUAUAAAUUGUUCUCCUCCAGAUCGAUGUCCCCUCUCGCUGG